Pangasianodon hypophthalmus (striped catfish) is the source of this 3891-nucleotide messenger RNA. RefSeq names its product tektin 4 (gene tekt4). Gene Ontology annotation, biological process: cilium assembly; cilium movement involved in cell motility. Gene Ontology annotation, cellular component: nucleus; sperm flagellum; microtubule cytoskeleton. Bases 127 to 1524 code for a protein of 465 amino acids. The record is from RefSeq and is a predicted model, not a curated record. NCBI's taxonomy places the organism in Eukaryota, Metazoa, Chordata, Actinopteri, Siluriformes, Pangasiidae. The transcript has 6 exons.
UAUGAAGGUGUUUCUUCCGGUUCUAUGUUGGAGUGGAACGUCACAACUCGGUGUCCUUGGAUACGAGCCGUUUCUAGGCAACCGGACAAACACAAACACUGGCCAACAUCUUGACAGGUGUAGCUGAUGAUAUCUGUGUGCCUGAGUCAGACUCAGUGUGUUAUUUAUCCCGGUGUGUGUUAUUUAUCAAUCCCCGGUUACUUCCCCGGUAUGUCUGCUCGAGUUUUAUCGGCGCGGCCCCGUUACAGCGCGCACGCGGAGGAAACCCUUAACCAGCCCCGUUACUCGGGCACUUCCGCCGGUCUCGCGACGGCCGGUUACCGUUCCGCUAAAUACACCCCGGAUGAGUGGUUCGCCAACAACCGCGCCGCGCUGAACCGGGCCGCCGCCGAGAGCGCGAGCGCCGAACAGAUCCAGCGCGCGUCCAAAGCGCUCCGGGCGGAGACCGAGGCUACCGGGGCGCUCCGGCAGACCGACGGCACCAGACACCUGGGCGAGCGCCUGCAGGACAUCCACUUCCGGAGGUCGGAGCUGGAGCGGCACAUCGCGCGCCUGCUGACGGACACCGAGCGGCUCGCGACGCUGAAGCGGAGGCUGGAGAAAGCGCUGCACGCGACCGAGAUCCCGUUCGCCAUCGCCGCGGAUAACCUCACGUGCAGAGAGAGACGCUCCGGACCAGACCUCGUUCAAGACCGCGUGGAGGAAGAACUUCUCAAAGAAGUGGAGCUGAUUAAGAGCAUCCAGGCUCUGCUGAAGAAAACUCAUGAUCAAACUGUCACUCAGAUCAGGCUAAACAGGAAUGCUCAGCAGGUUCUGGAGCUCGACUGGUCCGAUAAAUAUGAAGCCUACAGUCUGGACGAUCAGUGUGGACGCUAUCGCAACACCAGCACGAACACCCAACAUCAUGCUAACUCGGCUACAGCACAACAUCAAGUGUGUGAUGUAGACGGGUGGAUGAGGUUCACUCAGAGUAACGUGGCUCAGGCUGAGCGUGAGGAGGAGGCGAGUGCGGCGUUGUGUGCGUUGUGUGAGCGUGUUCUGCAGGAGACCGCUGAGGACCUGCAGGCGCAGAGCGACACCGUGAACGAGGCCUUCAUACAGCGCUGCCACGAGCUCUCACACACCAAGAGCCAGCUGGAGCUGCAACUUAAACAGGUACUGGAGCAGAUCGGUUCUCAGGAGCGGAAUAUCAGCUCUCUGCAGCAGGCUGUGUUUGAUAAAGAGGCUCCUCUGCGUGUGGCUCAGUCACGACUGCACUCCAGAGCACAGAGACCCAACAUGGAGCUGUGCAGAGACCAGCCUCAGAUCAGUCUGCUCAGUGAGGUGGAGCAGAUCUCGGGCAGUGUGUGUGUUCUGCAGCAGCAGUUGCGUGAGGCGCGCGACUCUCUCGCUCGCCUGGAGGAGAACAGGAUGCUGCUGGAGAAAGACAUCGGCUGUAAAACACACUCGCUGCUCAUCGACCGGGAGAAGUGUAUGAAACACCGCAUGCUGUACCCCACUGUGCUCGCGCUGUCCGGAUACUGACACACACACACACACACACACACACACACACUUCAAUGCAUCUAUAAACGCUAUGCCUGAUUUGGUUUGUUGUGUUAUCUUUCAUUUAAUUUUUUUCCCCACAUAUUAAGGAGGCAUGGCCUUGUGUAUGCCAGUCUUAGAAAAGGAGGCGUGGCCUAUGUAUGUCAGUCUUAGAAAAGGAGGCGUGGCCUGUGUGUGUCUGUCUUAGAAAAGGAGGUGUGGCCUCUGUGUGUGAGUUUUUGAAAAGGAGGCAUGGCCUGUGUGUAUGUCAGUCUUAGAAAAGGAGGCGUGGCCUCUGUGUGUGAGUUUUUGAAAAGGAGGCAUGGCCUGUGUGUCUGUUAGUCUUAGAAAAGGAGGCGUGGCCUCUGUGUGUGAGUUUUUGAAAAGGAGGCGUGGCCUCUGUGUGCCUGUUAGUCUUAGAAAAGGAGGCGUGGCCAUUAAGUUGUUCAUCGUAUCCUCUCAGAAACAGAUACACCGUUUUUAUCUUAUUUCUUAUUUUUGAACUUAUGCUAAACAUUAAAAUGACCUACAGUGUGAAAAGUAUACGUCCCUAUUAACAUAUCUGUAUUUCUAAAUAACAGAAUACCCUAAACAGAAUCGUACAAGAUAGCUUGUGAAACUAUGCUAAUGCUAACUAUGCUGCACUGUCCUGACUAGCUGUUGUUUGUUAGCUUCAUUCAGCCUCACUCCAGCACCGGUUCAGCUCAGACCCUUUCAGAUAAAAUGAAGUCAGUGUCAAUAAAACCAGGAAAGCUAAGCAAUGAUAUGGGGUUAGGAUAGCAGCAAUAAGAUUUGAUCUAAAAUACAUAAAUAGUGAUAGACCUUGUAAAAGAAGAUGGCUAACAUUACACAUUAACACUUAGCUAGCCAGAGCUAGCUAUCACACAUUACACAUUAACACUUAGCUAGCCAGAGCUAGCUAUCACACAUUACACAUUAACACUUAGCUAGCCAGAGCUAGCUGUCACACAAAUUCACACUCAUUUUAAAAAUCAAAGGUCAGUGUUAUUGACUGUUUGAAAUGAGUAUGCCCCGAAGGAGCGAUAACUGUGUUAUUUAAAAAAAAAAAAAAGUAAAAAGGACAUAUUUCUGUGAAUGUUUGCGAAAGAGAGACGAGAGCACAGUGUUUUAAGUCCUUGAGAGCACUUUGUGAGGUGAUUAUUAUUAUUAUUAUUAUUAUUAUUAUUAUUAUUAUUAUUAUUAUUAUUAUUGUGUACUGGUGAUAGCUCUGCGGUUCUCUGUAGCCGCUGCCUCCCUCAUCUCCAGAGAGGCCUGUUCACUGUACACACACACACACACACCUCAGUUGUUCACACACAGUAUUGACUUUUUAAAUUAUGUAACAGAAAUAUUAGCAGUACACUCUUAGAUGGAGGGUUCUUCAAAAGGUUCUGUGUAUAGAUGAGGGUUCUUAGCUUUCUAAAUAAAAAAAAUAAUAAAUUGGGAGCCUUUCUGUUAUUGUUCUACACAGAACCUUAAAGAGAUUCCCCUAAAAUGACGACUAAAGAACCCUUAAGCGUUCUAUAUUUCACCUGUGUAGGUUUAUGUAUGUAUAAAGCAUACAUAAUAACGUAUAAAACCUGAUUUAGGCUUCCUUCAGAAAUGCAAGUCUCUAAUACGUUGUGGUUUCUAUAGUAACAGCUCGUUCACAGGGACGCGUACGGCGGACGCGCCACAUACACAGAUUAAAAAAGUGUAUGUAAUCGUUGAUAUGGUGACGUUUUCUUUAAAGAGAUUUAUGGAAGGAGUCUCCAGUGUCAGCGCUUAGUAACAGUAAAGCUGUAGCUUCACGUUUUCCGACAGUUUCAGGACAGAGGAGUUUACGCUUUGCGGUUUCUCAGUAAUGUGACAGGGUGAGUUUUUUUUUUUUUUGUCUUAUUAACUUCAAGAGAGAGAAAAAAGACAAGCUGUUGAGGGGACGAUUGUUUAUAGCUGCUAUAACAUAAGUGAGAACAGGAACUAACUUGGAUAGUUAGAUAAUGGAUAGUCCACAACAUUAAAUGUAACUAUAAAUGGACAAAAAGUAUGACGUGAAAUAAAACACUUAAGUACACACAUGAAUGGUUUGUCUCAUGGACGUCGAGUGCCGCUCCUCGUAGCCUUCCCUCCUUCAGAGCCUGAGCUAGAGCCUUUUCAACCACUCAAGCUGUGUUCACCAGAAAAGCCCCCUGACACACGCCCACACACCCACACACCCACACACACGCACACACACACACACGCACACACACACACACACACACACACGCACACACACACACAAACUGAUAUAGGGGAAAUAAAAAGCAAUUCUCUUCUGUGACCUAAAGGAGGCAGUACAGGUUAAGAUUAGGAUACAAAGUCUCUCUCUCUCUCUCUCUCUCUCUC